Messenger RNA from Lotus japonicus, 402 nucleotides. RefSeq lists its product as uncharacterized. Gene Ontology annotation, molecular function: nucleic acid binding; RNA-DNA hybrid ribonuclease activity. NCBI's taxonomy places the organism in Eukaryota, Viridiplantae, Streptophyta, Magnoliopsida, Fabales, Fabaceae. Bases 1 to 402 code for a protein of 133 amino acids. The transcript is spliced from 2 exons. The record is from RefSeq and is a predicted model, not a curated record.
AUGAAAAGUUUGAUUAGCCCACGUCUGAGGUUCCAUACCGGAACAGGUGGGAUUUUGAGAUAUUGCUCAAGGCAAAUUUUGGGGGUUUUCUCUUCAGCUGUUGGAGUUCUAUGGGCGUAUGAAGCAGAGCUUAAAGCUAUCUUAAAUGCCUUAAUAUUCUGCAAGCAAUUUCAAGUCAGGAAUCUAAUAAUUGAAUCGGACUCUGCUCUCACCGUGGAGUGGGUUAAUUCAGAUCAAAACAGGCCAUGGAAGCUUAACCAAGAUUUAAUACAACUUGAUAUGCGGAUGUCUGAUGUGGGAUGCCUUGGGGUUAAUCACAUUUACAGGGAGGCAAAUAACCAUGCUGAUAAACUGGCAAAAUCAGGAGCUCACAGAGCCAAUCGAAUUUGGGCAAAAUUCUGA